Ceutorhynchus assimilis (cabbage seed weevil) is the source of this 2758-nucleotide messenger RNA. The record is from the annotation of a GenBank genome assembly. Lineage: Eukaryota; Metazoa; Arthropoda; Insecta; Coleoptera; Curculionidae.
AUGUGAAAUAUUUUUUGGGUUGGCACCAUUGCACAUUGAAAAAUGCAAUAAACAACAAAUCCCUUUCCCCCAUUUAAAAAACAUUUCUGCAUUUUAACUAAAAGCCCCUUAUUUUAAUAAUAAUUGCAGAGCCCUAUUAAGAAGCCCCUUAAGUUAUCUGGCAAAUGCUCCCGUUUCGUUGAAAAACCCCAAUAUAAAAUGGCCGGUGCUGCUGAAAUAUCCCAAUCGCAAUCGUACGACGACUGUCUCGACGAUCUGACUGACGAAGGUAUGACCCGUUUUACGUAUUUAAAUUAAAAUUAAGUCGCAAUGGCCAGCAAAGGCCCCCCGAAAGCCCCCGCUGGGUUUUUUAGAUGCUCGAUAGACAGGGUGGAUCAGAUACCAAUAUUAGGUUUCGAACAAGGCGACUGCGCAUCAACGACGCGCACCCUCCCAGAAGACGCUUCGCUGAGCCCUUUGCUGCGCAUCCAGAAAUAUGCGCACAGCGGUGACAUUUUCGACCGACACUGGGUACCACGGGUGGUCAAAGACAUUUUCAGGACCGCCCCCGCAGACAUUCUCACGUGGCAACUUCCGGAUAUCAUGAAAGUUUUGAGUAAACACGAAGACGAAGCCCUGCUCAAGACCGAUUUACUCGAAGACAUACCAAACAUUGCCGCACAAGCCCUAGAAAACUCAGAAAGAGUUCCCGCUCUGAAAGACGUCAUCGGUGAAUAUCUGAUUCCAUUAGUGCUCAGAAAUAUAGGAUGCUCAGACGCCGGAGUGGACAAAACGGCUCAGACUACCCUGGUGCAGCUCAUACAGCGAGGUUACGUCACACAAACCCAAGCCGAAAUCAAAAUAUGCCCCUCAAUUUUGGCCCUUACGAAAAUGGAAAGUCAGCAUCAACUAGAUGUCAACACUGGUGCUAUUAUGCUCCCUCGCUAUUUGGUUCUCUGUCAAGACGAAAUUUGGGGCGUGCGCAAAUCCUGCGCCGAAGUCAUAAUGUACGUCUCGUGCGCCUGCGAUCCAAGCCUCAGAAGAUCCUUAUUGGCUCCCGCCUUUGCUCAACUAUUGACAGACGAUUGCAGAUGGGUGAUGAUGUCCGCUUACCAAAUGCUGGGCGCUUUUAUUGUAACUUUUGCUGAUCCACCUCUGACCAGUAUUGGGUAUAAUGCUUCAGGGGAACUUGUGAUGUUUAAUAUGAAUGGGAACGAAUUCCAACCAGGUGGUGUAGAUGGUUUUUCCAAUCCAGGUGCCUACCAUAAGGCUGUAAAUUUUUCUGAUCUAAUGUGCGAUGGUAAUGAAGUAACCGACUUGGACGAUGAACAAAGUAAAAAGGCAAAUUCCACUUCAAAGACUGAACAACAAGAGCGGCACGAAGAUGACUUGCUUUCGUAUAACGAGUAUAACUAUUGGCACAUAAGUCCCGGACAAGUUGAUGGUUUAGAUGUCUCAGAAGUUCAGGAAAACUUGGACGAAUCAGCUUCAGAAGAUAUUGUGACCAAUCAUUUAGAAGAACUUUACGCCACUAUAAGCCUGGACGAUUCCGUCAAUGUUGCUGCAGAAGAAAAAAAGAAAACGGAAGAGUCAGAGAUUGAGCCUGAUGCUGCUUCUGGUGAUACUAAGGGUGAUAAUUUAGAUAAUAAAAGUAACAAUGUAGCUGAUAAUAUAGAAGAAACCUCCACGCCAACAAUAGAAGAAGUCAAAGAACCCCCUCAAAAAAUAGUUCCUCAAGAAUUAAUCGACAAUUUCGUGUCAAUGGCAACAUGGGAAAACAUCUACGACGGAAUGUCAUAUCAUUGCGCCUACUGUUUACCAGCAGUAGUAUUGACUUUGGGCAAAGACAAUUGGCCUUUACUCAAAAAUACUGUAGACGCAUUGGCUGGCCACAUGUCCUAUAAAAUCCGAAGAACUGUAGCAAGCAGUCUACACGAAAUCGCCCUUAUUCUUGGACCUGAAAUUGCAACUGAAGACUUGGCACCACUGUUUGAAGGAUUUUUAAAAGACCUGGACGAAGUCCGCAUUGGAGUUUUGAACAAUUUGUUUGAGUUUUUGAAGCUGAUGUCACCAGAAAAAAGAGCCAUUUUCCUACCAAAUUUGGGGCAAUUUCUACGCAAAGAUGACGUAUGCAAUUGGCGAUUCCAGGAAAAAUUUGCCGAGCAAUUAACAUUGUGUGUACAACUCUUUAGUACUGCCGAUGUUGUCAAACAUAUUGGAUUGUACGCGCAAGCGUUGAUGCUUUACAAUGUUGCCGCUGUACGACAGGCCGCUAUGAUUUUGGUUACUGAAAUCGCCAAACAAAUCUUCACUGAACACGCCCUUGCCUCAAGCUACUUGUCAGUCAUUGCCGAGAGAUUUGCCCACUCGAAAAAAUGGAAGCCGCGUCAAACCUUCGCCCUCCUUUGCAUUGAACUACUCAGAAACGAGGCUAUGGACUCAGAAGAGUUUGCGUCUGCGCUGUUGCCACAUUUGUUGGAUUUAAGUUGGGAUCCUGUUGCCAAUGUGAGACUGGUGGUUGCCAAUUGUAUCGUCAAUCACAUACUCAGAAAGGAGUAUUUCCAGGAUCCGGAAAAUAAUCAUAUAGAGUUGUUGAAUAAGGUUUUGCGUAGGUUGCAGAGUGACGGGGAUAGAGACGUGAGGAUGUUAGCGCAAUGAUUUUACUGUCUUUUUACACCCUGUUUGAAAUGUUUUGUUUUAUUUAUAUUUUAUUAAUCUACUCCUUUGUACUUGUAAAAUAUGUAAUUAAUUAUGUGAAAUAUAAAAAUUACUUUCCAUU